AUGACUCCUCCUUAUAGAAGAGGUAAAUCAAGUGAAAAUCAAAAAUACCAAGACAGUCUUGAAUUAUUUCAAACAAUUUAUUUAGAAUUUGAAACAGUAAAAUGUUGUAGUGAUGAAGAAAUUGAAAGUUUACGCAAAGAGGUCAGAAGACUUAGAAACAAACUUGAAAAUGCUAAAAAUACAAUCAAACAACUAGAGGAAAAUUCAAAUAAAAUUGAUAAAAAUAACGAGGAUAUCGAUAGCUUGACAA
This is a messenger RNA of Racocetra persica, 250 nucleotides long. The record is from the annotation of a GenBank genome assembly. Lineage: Eukaryota; Fungi; Glomeromycota; Glomeromycetes; Diversisporales; Gigasporaceae.